Messenger RNA from Microbotryum saponariae, 1120 nucleotides. The record is from the annotation of a GenBank genome assembly. NCBI's taxonomy places the organism in Eukaryota, Fungi, Basidiomycota, Microbotryomycetes, Microbotryales, Microbotryaceae.
AUGACCGUCUCACUCACAUAUCCACCUACUCGCGGUGGAGAGUAUGUUAUCAGCUUGGAUGGGGCAGAGGGGCAGCGCAAGGAUAGUGUAUGGAGCGUAUCGAUGCAGAGCCAGUUCGGUGACGAUCACGUGAGCUUGGUCGACGACGAUUCGGACGACGAUGAUGAAGAUGGAGUCAACGAUCGAUCGGAAUUGUACCCGAUCAAGAAGAGAGGAAGGAUAGAGAAAAGCGAAAGGAGGAACUCGAGAGAGGGACUACGGCGCAUCGAAUGGAGAGAGUCGUACACGGCCCGAGGAUGGGUGGAUCGUCGGUGGGAGACGGUGGAGGGGCGCCGCCCCAGCGGUGGCGGAUUUGGUCGUGCUCAUCUUGCUGCUCUUUCUGACGUCGAUGAAGGUCAUGGAUGGAACGUAUAUUAAAGAGGAGAUUUGAGGGAGGGGAAGAAUCGAAAGUAGUCGACUCGGCGGAACUCGGUCCGCCACGAUCGGGCCUGGGCACGAGUGUGAAGCUCGACUCGAAUACAUUGCACCCUCGAGGCUCAAGCUUCAAGAAGCAGUGGGAACGGAACCGAAAUUUUUGGUGAUGGACGGAGACGAUGCCAGAAAGUGAGUCUGUCUGAAGCAGGCUCGAAGAAGCAGGCUCCGAAACUUAGAGAGCUCUUUGCCUACGCCCCAGCUUUUACGAUUUGCGUGUAAUCAUCGAGACCGUACUCAACCUCGCAACCAUCUCGAGGCGGAUACCAUUGAUUCCUGGGCAUGUAUGGAUGCGCUCUUGCCGCGUCAAAACGUGAGUGGGGUAACGUCUACAGUGCGAGAUGAGGAUCUUACUGAUCACCUCCUCUCGGCCCACGAAACAGCGAGGACUGUGUUCCAGAUCGUCGAGCUCCUUCGGACCGCGCAUCUCCUCUUCGUCUAAGACCAUCUCUUCUCCCUCUUCAUCUGCGGCUUCAUUGAGGUUUCCUUGGAAAUCGUCUUCGUCGCCGUUUUCGUCCGCCUCUCCGCCUCAUUCUCGAUCCAUAUCAUCGGCGUUAUCGUUAUCGACCGCCAUUGGGAUCGCGUGACCGACUGCUGCCGGCAAAAGACGUCCCCGAAGGUCAGAAUGGAGAUUGGCCAAGAUGAGUGA